Molecule: messenger RNA, 730 nt
Organism: Boeremia exigua
Lineage: Eukaryota; Fungi; Ascomycota; Dothideomycetes; Pleosporales; Didymellaceae
Product: DASH complex subunit Spc19
Exons: 2
Coding region: 75-605 (176 amino acids)
Biological process (GO): attachment of spindle microtubules to kinetochore
Cellular component (GO): DASH complex; spindle microtubule
Source: RefSeq, a predicted model, not a curated record
CCCACAACUACAACCUCGUACAUACGUAGGAUAUCUGGACGUGUCUUGAAAACAAUUGAACUGUGAUCGAAAGCAUGGCGUCGGCACUGGAAGGAUGUGUUGCCUCGUUGCGCGCCAGCAUGCAGAACCUUGACUCGACUAUCAACAUCCUCGACGACGGUGUGAGCGAUAUGCCACGGCUAGCCAAGGUGCUACAAACCACACGGCAUUUCGAGCUCAUUUCGGAAUCCGAUCUCCAAACUGCGCAAGGCGCAUUGCUCUCAGAGAUCCGCCCAGAAGUCGACAAUCUGCUAAAACGUGUCGAAAAUUAUCUGGACAAACUCGAACGCCGCGAGCACUCCCUUAUCGCGAGAUGCGACCUGAACGAUGGACGACUGGGGCGCGACAGCAUCGGAGGAUCAGGUUCGCGGCCAGCGAGUCGAGCAGCAGCAGGCCGGAGCAACGCAAGGGCGGCAAGUGCACAGCAAGAGCUGAAAUACAAGCAGCUGAAGGCGAGGAAAGACAGGCUGAGUUACGCGGUGGAGACACUCGAGAUGCAGGCAAAGCAGAGGGAGAGGCAGUUGAGGAUGAGCAUGGCUGCCCCUCAGCAGUUCGACGACUAUUAGAGAUAGUCGAGCGUAGGCUGCGUCUGCGUGGAGGUGGCUGGCAUGGACAGUGGCCGGGGAAAGAGAUCACUAGGUGGGCGUUUUGCAUUUGAGAUACCCCUGAAUCGAGUUCUUGUGCCUUUUAA